Colletotrichum acutatum is the source of this 1629-nucleotide messenger RNA. Its product is annotated as family 18 glycosyl hydrolase. The transcript has 6 exons. Gene Ontology annotation, molecular function: chitin binding; hydrolase activity, hydrolyzing O-glycosyl compounds. Lineage: Eukaryota; Fungi; Ascomycota; Sordariomycetes; Glomerellales; Glomerellaceae. The coding region runs from base 1 to 1629 and encodes 542 amino acids. Gene Ontology annotation, biological process: carbohydrate metabolic process. The record is from RefSeq and is a predicted model, not a curated record.
AUGAUGUCUUCGAGGAGUUUCUUCUCUCUGGUUCUUCUGAUCUUCUUUUCAUGCCUGCUCGCAAGUACCAACGCUCAGGAUGGUACCGAGUGUAGCGCAUCUCUACCAUGCAAGGUUGGAUGUUGCAGUAAAUUCGGCUUCUGUGGUUUCGGGGCUGAUUACUGCAGCAAAUCCGUCUGCACUAACAAUUGCGAUCGCAAAGCAGAAUGCGACCCUGGUGGCUUUGGCAAGGACUACGUCAAUAAGACAACAUGCCCGCUGAACGUUUGCUGCUCAAAGCACGGCUUUUGCGGAACCACUGAAGAGUUCUGCGGUAACAAGAAGGUCAGCAGGCCUAGCUGUACCGUCGACAAGAGCAGCAAGUUCAAGCGUGUCGUGGGAUACUACGAGACAUGGUCUGCCUCGCGAUCCUGCAACCGCUUCUACCCAGAGCAAAUUCCUCGUGGCGUUUAUUCUCACAUCAACAUUGCCUUUGCCAGCAUCAAUCCCACGACCUUUGAGAUCGUGCCUGCUAAGAAGGAAGACCUCGAGAUGUACAAGCGAGUCUCUGCUCUCAAAGCCAAGGACCCCAAUCUCAAAGUUUUGAUUGCUGUUGGCGGCUGGACAUUUAAUGACCCAGGUCCAACUGCGACGACUUUCUCGGAUAUUGCGAGGUCUGCUGGUGCCCAGAAGAAGUUCUUCGACUCCACGAUCAAGAUAUUGGAGACCUAUGACUUGGAUGGCAUUGAUCUUGAUUGGGAAUAUCCCGAGGCGGACGAUCGGAGCGGACGUCUUGAGGACUUUGCCAACUUUCCGAAAUUCAUGAAAAAUUUGAAAGCCGCUUUGAAGAAAUACGAAGUUAGCAUCACACUUCCCGCGUCUUAUUGGUAUCUUCAGCAUUUUGAUCUGAAGGCUCUCUCUCCGCACGUGGACUUCUUCAACAUGAUGACCUAUGACUUCCAUGGUGUAUGGGACAAGCCAAACGAGUUUGUUGGGCCAUACUUGAACAGCCACACGAACCUGACUGAGAUUAAGGGGGGACUUGAUCUCCUCUGGCGCAACGGUGUAGACAAAGACAAAGUCACGCUAGGCCUCGCCUUCUAUGGACGCGGCUUCAUCGCCAGCAGUUCUUCCUGCAUGUCUCCCGGUUGUACUUACGAGUCGGGAACGUACGCUCAAGCCUGCAGUGCCGAAGUUGGCGUCGCUCUGAACUCAGAGAUUGACCAGCUCGUUUCUGAGCAGGGGGCCAAGGUAACACUGAAUAAAGAUGCUGCCGUCAAGAUCGUCACCUGGGGCGGCAACAACUGGCUCACCUUCGACGAUGAGGAGACUCUUCGUCUCAAAGCGGACUAUGCUCGCAGCCUAUGUCUCGGCGGUGUCAUGGUUUGGGCCAUCUCGCACGAUACCAGGGCUGGGAAGUAUUCCAUGGCUCUGUCUCGUGUCGCUCCUAGGCUGUUCACUUCUGAGAUGGCUACGGAAGAAGACGACGGUUAUGUCACCGAUGUUGAGGAGCACAAACAGUGUCGAUGGACCAAUUGCGACGAAAAUUGCCCUUCUGACUGGACCCGUAUGAUGCGAAGUGGUCCAGGUGCAGGGAAGAACGAGUACAUGGUCAAUGGGGCAGGUUGCGGUGGCCGUGGAGAGCAGUGA